UGACACACAGACAGAAAAUACAUAAAACAGACUGCAGGGCUUGAGUUGGUUUUCCGAAUGGUGUAAUGAGAACACUUUUGGCUGGCAAGAACGCAUUUAAACAUGGGUCACAUAAUAUCUGAGUUUGUUAGAGAGCUGCCUGCACUUUAUAUAUUUGGUGGGAUCUUUCUACCAGUUACCUUACUUCUUCUAGGGAUCAUGUCAUACUUAAGGAUAAAGCUUGAUGAAGUAAACGAAGAACUGGCUCGGGCUCGUGACCCUAGAGAUGCGCUGCAGGAUUAUUACUUCCAAUACAACAAGCUAAAGGCCUCCAAAAGGCAACGCCUCAGGAAAAUGUAAUAUUAUUUCCAGAAAAAGCUUUCACAUGAAACCAAUACUAGAGCAGCAGAUAAUAUGUUGCUCACAA
This is a messenger RNA of Spea bombifrons (plains spadefoot toad), 406 nucleotides long. It is a transcript of the gene SMLR1, whose product is annotated as small leucine rich protein 1. The transcript has 2 exons. Lineage: Eukaryota; Metazoa; Chordata; Amphibia; Anura; Pelobatidae. The record is from RefSeq and is a predicted model, not a curated record. The coding region runs from base 103 to 339 and encodes 78 amino acids.